Messenger RNA from Cololabis saira (Pacific saury), 1703 nucleotides. RefSeq names its product nucleoredoxin like 2 (gene nxnl2). Lineage: Eukaryota; Metazoa; Chordata; Actinopteri; Beloniformes; Belonidae. Gene Ontology annotation, biological process: photoreceptor cell maintenance; sensory perception. Bases 151 to 621 code for a protein of 156 amino acids. The transcript has 2 exons. The record is from RefSeq and is a predicted model, not a curated record.
UGGUCGGCAUGUGAUUAUGGGGAUUGGGAGUAAGUAGCUUGUGUGGGAAGGUAAACAUUACUGGAGCCCUCCUCCUCCAGAUACCUGACAGUCUAGGUGUCCACCAUGAGCUAAAGCAGCCUGCAGGUGUUUAGUGAGACUCCAGCAGACAUGGUGGAGGUGUUUUCCGGGCGGACACUCCUGAACAAAGACGGGGACUUCGUGGACCCGGAGGAGGCGCUGAGCAACAAGGUGGUGGGCAUCUACUUCUCUGCAGGAUGGUGUCCCCCGUGUCGGGACUUCACGCCGGUGCUGAGUGAUUUCUACACGGAGCUGGUGGAGGACAGCGACCCACCUGCACAGUUCGAGAUAGUUUUUGUGUCUUCUGACAAGUCGACUGAUGACAUGGUUGAAUAUUACCACGACAUGCACGGAGACUGGCUCGCUCUGCCCUGGACGGAUGAAUAUAAACAUGAGUUGAAGCAGCGCUACAAGAUCACAGCGGUUCCCAAACUGGUGAUCGUGAAGGAGAACGGGGACGUGAUCACGGAUAAAGGCAGAAAACAGAUCCGAGACAAAGGCCUGGCCUGCUUCAGGACCUGGCUGGACGCAGCGGAGAUCUUUCAGAACUUCAAGGCUUAGACGUGGAGUGAGCAGAGUUUCAGAGAGCUGAAAAACCUGUCGCUUCAGUUCAACUCUGGAAAAAUAGCAAAUGAUGUUUCUUUUCAGACAAAAUGAUGCAUAAUAAUGAUUUGUUUCCCUGCUUUUUUUAGCCCUUUAGUACUAGAAAUCCUUCAGUUAAUACACUUAACCCUGGUUCAGCUGCACCGAAGUCACUGUUUGUCGACAGGUUUGCAAACAGACUCUUCUGCUUUAGUUGCAAGCCUUGCUCAAGCAUGCUAUGCAUUUAAAUACAUAUCUCAGGCAUAUCCAUCAGAGUGAGUGUGUCUUCAGUGUGAGUAACAGCUGCUGUAGUUCCUCAGGUUAUUUUGAAGAUAACAUUGAUUUACGUUCCUUAACAAGUUGAGCUUUGCUUGCACCCCCCCCCCCAAAAAAAAAGCAAAACUGUAGUACUAAGUGGAGCUGUUUGUAUAUUUUUAUAUCUUGUUUUUUAUGAGUUGGUAAUAAAGAUAAUAUAAAAGAAAUAGAACAAUAUCCUGGAUUUUUAUGGAUUUAUCUCAUGUGUCUGUUUGUUUUUUUUUUUUCUUCCAAAAAGCCCAUGACAAGAGCAAACAAACAGACUUUCUUCAGUCUCAUUAACUGGCAGAAAUCCCCCAGGAUCUUUUUCCAGCAUGCUAGCACAUUCACAUCUGUGGGCCUAAUUGCCUGUUUCCCUGGUGUGUGCUGACAUCGCUGUUAUCACUUCGUACGAACAACAUCCAACAGGCGUGAUCACUUUAUGAUGUCUCUGCACGGGCUUGUCUCGCCAGCUCUGACUGCCUUGUAGGUCUUUUUCAAAAAAUUCACAGCUGCUAAUGCCCUGGUUGUCGUCUCAGGGAGAGGGUGGUGCUCCUGCUUCAGUCAGGUCACAUACACAGAAAAAGGAACUACACUGUAAGAAAAGCCCGUAGAAAUUACCGUAAAAACUGUGAAAUAGCAACGGUGAAGGACGUUAAAUGUUACAGAUGAAAAUCUUUGUUGACAUUGUGUCAGAGUUUGUCUGUCUAACGUGUAAUAACUCAUUUAAUGAAGACAUUACUCAAAGAAUUCAAUGAUAGUAGGCC